This is a messenger RNA of Cyprinodon tularosa, 3394 nucleotides long. It is a transcript of the gene nudt13, whose product is annotated as nudix (nucleoside diphosphate linked moiety X)-type motif 13. The record is from RefSeq and is a predicted model, not a curated record. Gene Ontology annotation, molecular function: metal ion binding; hydrolase activity. NCBI's taxonomy places the organism in Eukaryota, Metazoa, Chordata, Actinopteri, Cyprinodontiformes, Cyprinodontidae. Bases 227 to 1264 code for a protein of 345 amino acids. The transcript has 9 exons.
GGGUGUCCACAGGUUUGAAGAGCAUCUUUGAUGUGUUUCUGUUCUUUGUGCUUCCCUUCUGUUUUAGUAGGGACGUGCUAGGCCCGGUGUUGUAAGGUUCUGAUGACAGAGAGUUUGUGUUCCAGUGAGUUGUGUUAGUCAAAAAGAAGACAUUGGUCUGUACCAACAGAACCAAACCAAUCCUCUUCAUAGCUGUCAGUUUCAGUUUAUUAGGAGCCAGUCCAGUAUGUCUGCAUUGUUAAGACCCCUGAGGAUCCUCCUCUUUGCAGGACAUUAUAAUGUGACACGAUGCUGCUCAAGCUUCGUGUCCAGAAUGAGGCAUAUCAACAACCUGAAGGCGAAUGAUGCAGCCUGUGUUUCAGCGUUGCAGAAUGGGCAGAUUCUCCUGUUUCAUCGUCUGGUUCCGCUGCUGCAGUGCAGUGAUCCAGGAAGCUUUAAACCUGUCGCUCUUGGCUACUCAGAGGUCCAGUCAGUCCUGGAGAGCGCUGGUUCAGAUGGAUCCUUGCUAAAGGAGUCCAUUCUAAUUGGCUGUUCUGAGAAGAACCAGGCUCAGUUCUGUCUGGAUGUGGGAGAACUGGAUCAAGCAGCUAUAGCAGAGAAAUGUAAAGGAACAUUCGUGGAACUCAGAAAAGCUUUCUUUCUUCUAGCUGGCGCUGAUGCACCUGUAGUUGCCAAGGCCCAGGCUUUGCUCCGAUGGCACCAGAUUAACAAGUUCUGUGGAGCUACAGGGCAACCGACCCAACGGAACCAGGCUGGUAGCCAGAGAAGCUGCAGCAGCAGUUCUAUCAUCUACUACCCAAAGAUGUCUCCAGUGGUCAUCGUCCUGGUAUCUGAUGGGAAACGCUGCUUGUUGGGUCGUCAGUCAUCAUUUCCUCCAGGGUUGUACAGCGCCCUUGCUGGCUUCUGUGACAUGGGGGAGACUCUGGAAGAGGCGUUGUACAGGGAGGUGGCAGAAGAAGUUGGUCUGGAAGUGCAGAACAUUGCCUACAGCUCCUCCCAGCACUGGCCAUUCCCACAUAGCUCCUUCAUGCUGGCCUGCCAUGCCACUGUUAGCCCCGCCCACUCUCAGCUGAAUGUGGACCAUUCGGAGCUGGAGGACGCUCGAUGGUUCACUGAGGAGGAAAUCACCUGCGCUCUACAGGUAAAGGCUCCACCCAGGAGAAAUGACCCGCCCACCGUCUGGCUGCCUCCAAAACAUGCCGUUGCUCACCGCCUUAUAACAGAGUGGAGGGAAGGCCAGCAACACAGCCGGGACAAAGAGUGAUGUCUGAAUGCCCUGAACCCAAAAGAAAAACAUGUUCCUUACAUUUAUUCUUGGCUGAUGAUCAUACCUUUAUCUUCAGAGUUUUUCUUAAUGGAAUGAUGUUAAAAUAUUGAUAUUUUCAUCACAUAUUUUAUAUUACUGGACUUCUGAAGUUGCUGAUGCUAGCCUACAAGGUGCUUAAGGGUAUCGACCCCGUCUACUUGAACCCUCUUGCAAAGAAGUAUUUGACCCCCUGGACAAACAGCAUGUUAAUAUUUUGUAGAAAAGCCAUUAUUGGCCAGCACAGAUGUCAAACGGUUUUUAUAGUUGCUGACAAGGUUUGUGCACAUGUUGGCAGGGAUAUUGGCCCACUCCUCCCUGCAGACAGCCUCCAAAUCAUUCAGGUUCCCAGGUUGUCACCUGGCAACUCAAAUUUUAAGCUCCCUCCAAAGAUUUUCAAUUGGAUUCAGGUCUGGAGACUGGUUAGGCCACUCCAGAACCUUGAUCUGCUUCUUCUUCAGCCACUCUUUUGUUGCUUUGGCGGUGUGCUUAGAGACGUUGUGCUGAAACACCCAUCCUCCACCGAUCUUCAGCUCUCUCACUGAGGGAAGGAGUUGUUGGUCCAGAAUUCCACGAUACAUGGCCCCAUCCAUCCUCCCAUCAAUGUUGUCCCGUCCCCUUGGCUGAACAGCACCCCCAAAGCAUGAUGUUGCCACCACCAUGCUUGACGGUGGGGAUGGUGUUCUUUGGGUUGUACUCGGUGUUCUUUGCCCUCCAAACACGACGAGUUGAGUUGAGGCCAAAAAGUUCUAUUUUGGUCUCAUCUGACCACAUCACCUUCUUCCAGGCCUCUUCUGAGUCGUCCAGGUGGUGAAUGGCGAACUUCAUGCGGGCCUGUACAUGUUUCUUCUUCAGCAGGGGGACCUUGCGUGCGCUGCAGGAUUUCAAUCCAUGACGGCGUAGUGUGUUACCAACCGUUUCUUUUGUAACUGUGGUCCCAGCUGCCUUCAGUUGGUUCAUCAGUUCCCCCCUUGUGGUUUUAGAAUGAUUCCUCACCGUUCGCAUGAUCAGGGACACCCCACGAGGCGAGAUCUUGUGUGGAGGCCCAGACCGAGGGAGGUUGGCGGUGGUGUGGUGCUUCUUCCAUUUCCUGAUAACUGCACCGACAGUUGAUCUUUUUUCUCCAAGUUGCUUUCCGAUUCUCUUGUAGCCCAUCCCAGCCUUGUGCAGAUCAACAAUCUUGUCCCUGAUGUCCCUGAUGUCCUGGUCUUGCCCAUGUUGGUGAUGUUGGAUGCUGGUUGUUUGGGUGUUGACAGGUGUCUUUUAUACAGGUAACGAGGUGAGGCAGGUGUAUUUGAUGUAGAUAAUUGGUUGGGAUUGGGGCUGCGUCUUAAAGAAAGACUAACUUGCUUGUAGGAGCCAGAAUACCUGCUGUUUGGUAGGGGGUCAUAUACUUGUUUUUCCUCAUCAGAUGGUUAUCAAUUUUAAUAAAUUCAUAUGAUGUGAAUUUCUGGAAUUUUCUUUGGGAUGUAGAAUGUAUAUAUGAUUAAAAUUGUAGAUUGUUGCAUUCUUUGUAAGUGGGCAAACCUGCAAAAUCAGCUUUUUCCCCCCACUGUAUGUAACAACUUGGGCAUUCCGGUCAGCAAUGGACAAUCCAGUGUUUUCAUGGGUGGUUCCAGGAUGUUGGAAUGAUCUACAAGAACAGCAGCGUCCGUUUCUAUCUUUAGGAAACUCCUAAAGACCCCUCUCUUCAAAGAGCAUCUCUUAUCCUAACUCUUACCCAUAGCUCUGUAGCUCUCUACUACUCUUCCUGUAUUUCUUUCUCUCUUUGCUGUCACCACUGCUUCUGACUAGGGAGUUUUUCUCUAGGGAACGUAUUUUCAUAUUGAUGAUAACUGUAAAACUGUGUCUUCUUUGUAAGUCGCUUUGGAUAAAAGCGUCUGCUAAAUGUGCAAACAUAGGAAAAACUGUGCAGCCCCCUCAUGUUUACUCUGGUUCAUGUAAUAGGAAGAUGGGGUGAGGUUAAAUCAGUUUCAUGUCUUCAUACCUGUUUUCAGACAUAAACAAAAAGUUAACCAUGUCAUUUUAUUUGAUUUGUUAAAUUUGUAAAUGUCCUGGAUUGUCUGAAAUAAAGUUAUCAUUUUAUUUAAA